AACUUCGCAUAAACCCCAAAUUCCCCAUAGAAACUGCAUUAAUCCUCCGAGUUGGUGUUGAAUCUGGUGAUCCACUGUAAGUAAUAAGUUCUAAUGAACAUCUAAUCUUACUAAUAAGAGGAAUCCUUAGGAGGUAAGGCAAUUCAUUGUUUCACAAAGUCCUCUCUGAGAAUUUUCAUAUUCAUCAAAGCAGCAAUUGCUUAGUUUAAUUAGGUAUCCUCCAUGGCGGGACAAGAGAGUGUUUCUCUUCUAACCCCUCCUACUCCAAUCAGUACUCAACCAACAACAGAGAUUGAUCUUGAAGCAGGAGGAUCACUUGAACAAAAUCAGUGCAGAAUUUGUCUUGAAACUGAUGAAAGGGGUUUCAUUGCUCCAUGUAUGUGCAAAGGAACGGCGAAGUACGUGCACCGUGAAUGUUUAGAUCAAUGGAGGUCCAUCAAGAGUAUGUGCAUGCUCUCGAGUCUCGGCAGUUGUUGGUGCAUUGAUGUAUUUUUAAUGCGUUUAAAUCUGAUUCAUUACGCUCAUUGCACAACUUGCAAGGCCCAAUACCACCUGAGUGUGCAAAGUACGGUCGUAGAUAGGAAAUGGCGAACGCUGAAGUUCCGUUUCUUUGUCACUAGAGAUAUAUUUUUCAUUUUUAUCUGUUUCCAGCUGGCAAUUGCUUUAUUGGCGUAUUUGGUGUAUCUUGUUGAUGCAUCUCAGAACUUCGCGCUACGCUUGGCCUUGGAAUUUCCUGGCGUAGUUAGCUUCUAUUACAUAUGUGGGGCAUUGCUGCUUUUUGUUUUGAUUGGAUUGUCUGGUUGCUUUCUGACGUGUUUCGACAGUAGAGUGAGAGGUGAUCUAGCUCAGCCAUGUCGACAAUUGACUGACUGUUGCUGCAGCUGUGGGUGUAGAGACCCUCGGUGUCCCGCUGCAUGUUUAAUGUCAUGCUAUCAGGGUUUAACAAGCGCUGGAGAUUGUGCUUGCUUACCAGUUGCUGGCGAAGGAGCAUCGUUAUUUAUCAUUGGUGCAGUGAUCACACUAGUACUCUUCGUGUUCUUUGGAUUGAUCUAUAGCAUUCUUGUGGCUACAAUUGCUGGGCAAAGAAUCUGGCAAAGGCACUAUCACAUACUUGCAAAGAUGAUGCUGACAAAAGAGUAUGUAGUUGAGGAUGUGGAUGGCUUGGCGACGGAUUCCAAUUGGUCCCCACCUCCUCUUCCACCCGAGCAUGUUGAGCAGCUGAAGGCACUUGGUCUCCUGUAAAUUCACACCUGCCUAGUACCGGAUCUAUCACAAAGAGAAACAUACAUAACAUAGGUUAAAUUGCCUUCUUAAUUUUUCUGGUUGUCACUUCUAUGCACUUGCAAUGGUAAUGUCGAAUAUUAUUGAAGGUGGAAUUUAGAAUCUCAUAUAUAAAACUUACCAUUCAUAAUGAAGUAACUGAACCUUUCUUUUGUUUUGCUAACAAGCUUCAAAAUAACAAGCAACCAAUCAUUUCUUCCUCUACGAAAUCCACAGGAGGGGUGGGUUCGUCAUCUGGCAGGCGCAUUUUCAGUUCCCCCCUUUCCAUGUAUUGAUUUUUCCUGCAUUUUCAGUUUUUCUCCUGUCCUGUGUUGAUCUUUUACAUUUCAGAUUUAUGAGUCGACUCAGCUCAGUUUGACUCAUUGUACCUGACUCAUCUAAACAUAACCAAAUGUAAUAAACUUUCAUCCAAAUAUAAUCAA
Molecule: messenger RNA, 1703 nt
Organism: Papaver somniferum (opium poppy)
Lineage: Eukaryota; Viridiplantae; Streptophyta; Magnoliopsida; Ranunculales; Papaveraceae
Exons: 7
Coding region: 223-1242 (339 amino acids)
Molecular function (GO): zinc ion binding
Source: RefSeq, a predicted model, not a curated record